CUGUUUUGUGGCAUUGGUUCUUCUUUUGCGCGUCUCGCAGCCGACGAUCGCAGUUCGCAGCGACUCUACUUAACAUAACUAUACGUUUGGAACCGAACAUCUACUCUGAAAACUUCGCCGGAUCACCGCCUUCCGACGGCCACUUCACUCUCGCAGUUCCAUACCACAAUGACGAGAGAGCCCAGUUCUUCAUCGAUCGUCCGUCUCAAUAUCGGAGGGAAGAAAUUUUCCACUACGGUUGAUACUCUGACGAAUCGAGAGCCGCAUUCCAUGCUUGCGGCAAUGUUCAGUGGUCGACAUACUCUUUAUCAGGAUUCUGAUUCUGGACAGGUCUUUGUUGAUAGGGAUGGGAAGCAUUUUAGGCAUGUUCUGAAUUGGAUGAGGGAUGGAGUAGUGCCCACUCUAUCAGAUGCGGAAUAUUUGGAGCUUAUGCGAGAGGCUGAAUACUAUCAGCUACUUGGGCUUGUAGAAGGAAUCAAUUCUGCUCUAAACAAGAGGAAAGAAGCUGAUGAUUUAGAUACUGAAUUGACACGAACAGAUAUCAUCAAGUGUAUACAGUCUGAGAGGGUCCGGUUUAGAGGGGUUAAUCUUUCUGGCCUAGACCUCUCCAAAUUGGAUCUAUCAUUCGUUGACUUCAGCUUUGCUUGUCUCAAGAAUGUCUUCUUCUCACGUGCUAAUCUUCAGUGUGCUAAAUUCAAGGAUGUGGAUGCUGAGGGUUCCAUAUUUCAUAAUGCGACUUUGCGGGAAUGUGAAUUUACUGGUGCCAAUCUACGUGGCGCUGUUUUAGCUGGGGCUAAUCUUCAGAGUGCAAAUCUACAAGAUGCUUGUUUGAUAGAUUGCAGUUUCUGUGGGGCAGAUCUACGCACAGCUCACUUACAGACUGCUGACUUUACCAAUGCCAAUUUGGAGGGAGCAAACCUAGAAGGAGCCAAUCUGAAGGGUGCAAAACUGAUCAACGCUAAUUUAAAGGGAGCAAACCUACAACGUGCUUAUCUGCGUCAAGUGAACUUUCAGAACACUCUUUUGGACGGCGUGAGGCUUGAUGGUGCCAAUUUGCAUGGGGUGAUUCGAUGAUGUUGAAGCUAAAAGAUAAAAUGGAUGGUUGAUGAAGGUCUGGCCAUGUUCGCUUUCCGUUUAUGAAUAACAACUUUGGUGAUGGGGAUGAAUUGGUGAAUUCAAAACACAGUGGCGUUGAAGCUGGGGGGAAUCAUGCUUAUAUGAAUCUACGCUUUUUCAUGUAAGUUAUGAAACUCAUUCAGUAAUGAAUCUCAUAUUUUCUAACUUAGUUUUACUUCCAU
This is a messenger RNA of Linum tenue, 1298 nucleotides long. NCBI's taxonomy places the organism in Eukaryota, Viridiplantae, Streptophyta, Magnoliopsida, Malpighiales, Linaceae. The record is from the annotation of a GenBank genome assembly.